UUUGUAUAUCUUGCUUUUUAAAAUCAGACUUGACAUGCAUUGUGCAGCCUUUACUCAAAGAAUGUCCCCCGAGAUAAAUGUAUUUGCUUAAUCAGACAAAAAUCCACAAUAACACAAAGGAUCUUGUUGAUCAUGGUAACUACUAGAAAUAAACAGUGAUCAUAAAGAGUUGUAUUUUUGCAUGAAAAAUCAUUGCACUAGUUGUACAGCAAAUAGCAUACACGGAUUAUGACUACACCAGGUGAAAUGAAGAAAUGAUCUCUUCAUCAUCAUCACACUUGUCAAUGUGUGGGAUAUGUUAAACAAUCAAUCAGUGAGUCGAGUUUAUUUAUAUAGCACAUUUAAGCAACAAGUCAGUUCAACGUUCUUUAUGUCAUAAAAACACACAAAUAAAAAGUCCUGAAAAAAACAUACUGUCAACAAUUGAGAAACCAGUGACAAAUAUUACAGUUUGACGAACGCCAUCAUCAAAACCAUCAACACGCGUCAAAUAUGUUGGUCAAUAUUCCCUUUAUUAUAGUUCAAAGGCAACUCUGAACAGGUGGGUUUUUAGCUUUGAUUUAAAGUUAAGCCUCAGUUGAAUAUUGUGUUGUCAGAGCUUAUGCAUUAGAUAUAAAAUUAUUUGAGUGAGUUCAACACAGAAUCAGAUUAUGACGACUAGACAAUUCAGCCCAAUUCCAAAAACUUAAGCUGUUAUGCGACGGAUCAGUGGCAUUGAGUGACCGAGGCUUACUGAUGGGAGAGCAAAGAGUGUGCCGCAUCCGACCCAACAGCAAGCAAACAAGUUAUGUUACUGCCGGUUCUGACAGAACGAUAGAAGGAGUUCAUUGUGCAGAGAUGGCCAUGGUAUGCCUAACGGACUUUGAGGAGUACGCAAAGGCACAUCUUUCAAAGGCCACCUGGGAUUAUUACGCAGCCGGAGCAGAUGAAUGCUGCACGAGAGACGACAAUCUGCUGGCUUACAAAAGGAUCCGUUUGAGGCCUCGCAUCCUGCGGGACGUGUCAGUGAGUGACACGCGCACCACGGUGCAGGGGAAAGAAAUAAGCUUUCCCGUCGGCAUUGCGCCAACGGCCUUCCACUGCCUGGCCUGGCAUGAAGGCGAGGUGGCUACAGCUCGUGCCACCGAGGGUCUCAACACCUGCUACAUCACCAGCACCUACUCCACCUGCUCAGUGGAGGAGAUCGUUGCGGCGGCGCCCAGUGGCUACCGCUGGUUCCAGCUCUACGUGUACCGGGAGAGGAAGCUGUCCGAGCAGCUGGUGCACCGGGUGGAGGCGCUCGGCUACAAGGCGCUGGUCCUCACGGUCGACGUGCCCUACACGGGAAAGCGCCGCAACGACAUCCGCAACCAGUUCAGGCUGCCGCCGCACCUCAAAGUCAAGAACUUUGAGGGAGUUUUCGAGGAGACGAGCGUCCCAGAGGAGUACGGGAUACCGGCCAACACCUUGGACCCGUCUAUCAGCUGGAAGGACAUCUACUGGCUGCAGUCUAUCACCCGCCUCCCCAUCAUCAUCAAGGGCAUCCUGACCAAGGAAGACGCCGAGCUGGCCGUGGAGCACGGCGUCCAGGGUAUCAUUGUGUCCAACCACGGGGGGAGGCAGCUGGACGGCGGCCCAGCGUCGGUACAUGCUAAACACAUUCCUCAUAACUUCACCUUAGAAAAGGAAUUUGUCAUAAACAGUCAUACAGUGUGA
Poecilia latipinna (sailfin molly) is the source of this 1695-nucleotide messenger RNA. RefSeq names its product hydroxyacid oxidase 2 (long chain) (gene hao2). Lineage: Eukaryota; Metazoa; Chordata; Actinopteri; Cyprinodontiformes; Poeciliidae. The transcript is spliced from 5 exons. The record is from RefSeq and is a predicted model, not a curated record. Gene Ontology annotation, cellular component: peroxisomal matrix. Bases 736 to 1695 code for a protein of 319 amino acids. Gene Ontology annotation, biological process: fatty acid alpha-oxidation. Gene Ontology annotation, molecular function: (S)-2-hydroxy-acid oxidase activity; FMN binding.